This is a messenger RNA of Perca flavescens (yellow perch), 10299 nucleotides long. RefSeq names its product bassoon (presynaptic cytomatrix protein) b (gene bsnb). Gene Ontology annotation, molecular function: metal ion binding; structural constituent of presynaptic active zone. Gene Ontology annotation, cellular component: GABA-ergic synapse; cytoskeleton of presynaptic active zone; axon. The coding region runs from base 1 to 10299 and encodes 3432 amino acids. The transcript has 13 exons. The record is from RefSeq and is a predicted model, not a curated record. Gene Ontology annotation, biological process: presynaptic active zone assembly; protein localization to synapse. Lineage: Eukaryota; Metazoa; Chordata; Actinopteri; Perciformes; Percidae.
AUGGGGAAUGAGGCCAGUAUGGAAGGGGAGGGACAGGCGGGACAGCCCGGCCCCGCCGUCCCUGCAGCAGGGGCUCCGGCUUCCAUUUCAGCACCACCGGACUCUGGACAGCUCAUCAAGCCGAGCAAUGGAGCGCCAGCCGGAGGAAGUGGGGCUGGACCCCGGCCGGGGAUUAACAGACCACCUCCAUCAGACCUGGGACCUAAAGCAGGAGUUGAGAGUGGUCAUGGGACAGGGGACAGGUUGGCCUCCCACGACACCCAUCAGCAAAAAGGAGAGCAGGGCCAGGGCCAUGUGGCCAGGAAGAGUCUGCAUGUGGAUGUGGGUAGCAACAGGACAGGAAGGUCCCCUUCUGUGUCCCCGGACCGAGGCAGUGUCCCCACAUCCCCUUACUCUGUGCCACAAAUUGCACCCAUGCCGAGCAGCAAACUGUGCCCCGUCUGUAAAACCACCGACCUGACGGGCACUGGGGACGACAAGCCGAACUUCAACACCUGCACACAGUGUUGCUCCAUGGUGUGCAGCCAGUGUGGCUUCAACCCCAACCCUCACCUCACAGAGGUUCAGGAGUGGCUGUGUCUGAACUGUCAGAUGCAGAGAGCGUUGGGGAUGGACAUGACCACACCACGCUCCAAGAGUCAGCAACAGAUACACUCUCCUUCUCAUGCAGCCAAACCAGAACCUAAACCUGAUGCUUCGACUCAGCCUGCACCCCAGACACAGCCCCCUCCUCAGACGCAGCCUCCAGCUCAGGCCCAUCCUCCAGCUCAGGCCCAGCCUCCAGCUCAGGCCCAGCCUCCAGCACAGGCCCAUCCUGCGCCUGGCACUACCAAACAGACUGGUCCAGCUGGCCCAGGUCAGCAACAAAUAAAGCUCCCUCCAGGGGCAGUCGCUCUCCCCGGCAUGGCAAAGGCCCCGUCUCAGCCGGAUCUGUCCCGCAACUCUCCCGCCCACCAACCACAUCAACCCCGCCAGGACCAGACUCGCAGUGCAGGGAGCUCCCCUUCACGGCAGCCCCCACCUCCAGAGCAAACUUUUGGGAAGUUGUUUGGCUUUGGUGCUUCUCUUCUUAACCAAGCCAGUACUCUUAUAUCUGAGACUACUCAACCCCAACAACAGCCCCCCAAAACGGCCCCCAAACCAGGAGGACCUCCUGGUCCUGGGCCUGGGGUGAGUAAACCCUCAGGACAAGCCCCUGCUCAGCAGCAACAACAGCACGCUCCGCCAGACUCCUCUAAACCCAAAGCUUGUUGUCCUCUCUGCAAGACAAACCUCAACAUCGGCAACGUAGCAGAACAACCCAACUACAACACCUGCACACAGUGCCAUCACCAAGUGUGCAACAUGUGUGGAUUCAAUCCCACUCCACACCUAGUCGAGAAGAAAGAAUGGUUGUGCUUGAACUGCCAGACGCAGAGGGCUCUGUCAGGAAGCUUGGGAGAUAUUCCAGCUCCUGUUUCACAGCCCUUAGGAUCCCCCCGGCCACCCACUACAGCCAAUCAACAACCACCUCAGCAGAAAGGGCCAAAUCAACUUUUAGGGCCUAGGCCCACAGGUCAUCAACAACAACAGAAACCACUGGGUCCCCAAGUAAGUGGCCCUGUCUCUCCUGUGAAACAUGCUGGGCCUGCCCCUCAUACCAAGGGGCCCAGCCAAGCUUCCCCUCAAACCAAGGGUUCUGUCCAACAUAUUUCUCAACCUAAGGGUUCAGCUCAGCCUCCAUUCAAAACUAAGGGUCCAACACAGCUCUCAGCUCAGAGUAAGGGACCUCAAAUUAAAGGUCUUAAUCAAUCACAUGCUCAGAGUAAGGGCCCUGUUCAGUCUGCUAAUCAAAUAAAGGGCCAGAGCCAGGCCAAAGGGCAGACUCAGACAAAGGGAUCUGCUCAGCCCUCUGCUCAGAUGAAGGACCCUUCUCAUCCUUCUGGUGCCAAGGUCACCCCUGGUAAAGCCACACCCAACCAUGCCAAGGCCUCUCCCACCCCAUCAAAAACACUACCUACUCAGUCUAAACCCACAGGUAACAACCAGGUCCGCAAACAGCCGCAGAGCCAGGAGAAGACCAAAGUCACAUCCAAAUCUCUAAAAGAAGACAGCAAGGCCUCACCAAAGAAGGCAUUGUCAGAGACUGUCACUUCACCAAAAGACAUGAAGAUUGCUGAAGAUACACACAAGUCAAAACACCAUGAAGAUUACAUCAAAUCAAGUACACAGAGUCUAAGUGACACUGGAUACUCCUCAGAUGGGAUCUCCAGCUCUCAUGGGGAGAUUACAGGACAGAUCCAGGAAGAAGGAAUCAAACUCAGUGAAAGAGGUGCUUCCAUGCCCUCAGAAAUCACCAAGCUGGAGAGCUCCAUGAAGCCUUUACUAGAGUCGGCAUCAGACCAGAAGCACAGGCCACAUUCACUGUCUGUAGGACAGGGCCGAGACUACAAUCCUGAUGAUGAUGCAGCAAGGGAGGAAUCAGAGGAUGAACUCAGUUGUAAACUUCGCCAUGAUUAUGUGGAGGACAGCAGUGAAAGUGGUCUCUCACCAUUGCCAGUAAGACAGAAGAAGUCACAUAAAGAAGUAACAGAUGAGGAAUAUAUGAGGAGGCAAAUUAUGGAGAUGAGUGCGGAUGAAGAGGAGAUGGAGGAACAUGGAAACCAGAAGACUAAAAGGGGACAUAAAACAAGUGGGGAUUUGAGCAAAGAGAGACGGCGACUCUCUCAUCAUUCUAAUAGUUUUGAGGAUGACACCAAGGCAUCAGAGGCUAAUGAAGAGGAAGAUGUUGUAAUGGCUGGAGGCCUUCGGCGUUUUAAGACCAUUGAGUUGAAUAACACCAACAGCUACAACCGAGACAUGGAGCUAAGUACUGAGCAUGACCUACGAGAACCAGAGCUAGAGAUGGAGAGUCUGACUGGUUCGCCUGAGGAGCGGUCCAAGGGAGAAUAUUCAUCCACCUUACCUGCCACCACUCCCAGCUACACCUCUGGAACAUCCCCCACAUCUGUGUCAUCCAUGGAGGAUGACAGUGAUAGCAGCCCUAGUCGUAGGGCAAGACUAGAGGAGGCAAAGCAGCAGAGGAAGGCUCGACAUCGGUCCCAUGGUCCACUUCUUCCCACUAUCGAGGACUCAUCUGAGGAGGAUGAGCUCAGAGAGGAGGAAGAACUACUUAGAGAACAGGAGCAGAUGAGAGAUCUAGAGCAACAGAGGAUCCGCAGUACUGCUCGAAAAACAAAGAGGGAUAAAGAAGAGCUACGGGCACAGAGACGCCGGGAGAGAUCCAAAACUCCCCCCAGUAAUCUCUCUCCUAUUGAGGAUGCAUCGCCUACAGAAGAGCUGAGGCAGGCUGCAGAGAUGGAGGAGCUUCACAGAUCAUCAUGUUCUGAAUACUCACCAUCUAUGGACUCCGAGGCAGAGGGCUUUGAGAUGAUUGGUGGAAAGCUUUACAAAUCAGGAAAUGAAUAUAACCUUCCAACCUUCACGUCACUCUACUCCCCGACAGAAAAGACAUCAGCAACGUCACCAUCUGAUAAAACACUAAAGAGUGCAGAGGAGGUCUAUGAGGAGAUGAUGAAGAAAGCACAGCUCAUGCAGAGGCAAGGACAUACAAUUAAUCAGCAGAAAGGUGCCUCUCAGCCUGACAGUAAACAUCAUCUUGAAGCAGGAACUGUCCUAACCCCCGGCUCAAGCCCAACGCAGGUUACUGCACCUAUGUCCUUCUCCACAACAGGGAGUGAUCCAAGAAUUCCAGGAAUUCAUGCAGCACAGCAUCUAUCAAAAGAAACACAAAACAGGAUAAUGACACAGAGUGCCAAAAUUGAAGGUGUUGUUGGAGUUGCCACAACCAAAGCCCAAGUCAGUCAGACUGCCACAACUCGGCAGGCAGGUAGCACAGUGCCUGUUGGCAACAGAGCAUCCUCCCAGAAGCCAACACAGGCAUCACCUGACCCUGGAGCAUCCUCCCUAACCUCCAAAGUCUUCUCCCUUUUCAAAGGUCCCAGCCCCUCUGCCUCCCCCAAUGCUUCCCCAGUACAAAGCCCAACACAUACGCCAUCCAUGAGACCCACUGGUGGUAGUGGCAGGCAGCUACCAUCUUUGCCUGGUGGUCCUACAUCAGCUGCAGCAUCCCAUGGAGCUCAGGCACCUCAAAGGGCAAUUUUGCCACGUCUUACACGACAGCAAUCCUCCCAAGAUUCACCAGUUAUGGUGAUAACACUAGGCUCUGAUACAACUAGUCCUGCCAAGCCAAUUACUGUAAAUUCUUCCACUUCCCCUUUGUCAUCACCAACACAGGUCAGUUGUAAAACAUUGUAUAGCUCCCAGCCCCCUUCGACUAGUUCCCCAACAUCACCACAAAUGCAUUUAUCACAACAGUCUCCUAAACGUUCCUUACAGAUGGCUCAAAAUUUUGAAAAAGUAAAUGUUGGUAUUAGUACUGUGACCACAACUGCACAUAGUCGUGGAUCUAUGGAAAACAUAUCUCUAUGUAAAAUGUCAAAUAUUCCAGGCUCUUCAAUGGUUGUGGGUCAUAGUCAAACACAUCCAAACACUAAUGUGGUGGAUCUGAGAGCCCCAAUGAGGCCGGCUCCAAUUAUAAUGACAGACCAGGGAAUGGACUUAACAUCCCUUGCCACUGAUACAAGGAGAUACUCUUUAGGAGCAGAGCACCCAUCUGGUCGACACACAGCAGUGCAACCUCUUAUUAUGAACCUAAAUUCACAAGAGCAACCGCACAUAUCUGUAUCAACACCGACCACAGUUAGUGUCACAGUUGCAUGUUCUAUGUUCAUGUCCCAACCCAAGCAACAAGUUGUGUAUGGAGAUCCUUUGCAAAACCGUGUGGAUUUGGGACAGGGUGUUGGAUCUGCUGUGUGUUUAACCCAGAGCAAGCCUCUUGAGCAGCAGCUCCAGCAGCAUCAUCAGCAAUCCUCUUUUGCUCGUUACAAUUUAGCUAAUCAGGUCCAGCCACUGCUGAUGAAAAAAGAUCUUGUAGUGAGCCAGACAAGCAGUGCCCAGCCUGCAGUGACUAGUAAUGCUCUGGCAGUAGAUCUAAGCAGCAUGAAUCAGGCUUAUGAUGGUGGAUACCUUGGAAUUGGAGCACAGUAUGGUUCUUACACAGACUUGCGUCACCAAGGAGAUGUUGCAGGCCCUUCAUUACCCCUUCGCCGAUAUGGCUCCAUGUCAAAUAUCAAUUCUGACUAUGCCUACACUUCACGUGACGUAACAGGACCACAGGACUCCAAUCUGGCUCAGUACAGUGCAACCACUGCCAGGGAGAUCAGUCGUAUGUGUGCAGCUCUUAACUCUGUGGACCAGUUUGGGAGCCGUUAUGGAAAUAACCCUGAACUGGGUCAACCACAAGCGACACCCCACUGCACUGCUCUAGCACCGAGUUCCAAUCUUUCUCCUCCCAUGGAACCCCAGAAAUCUAAGGAAGAUGACAGACUGAGUCAGCAGCAAGAGCAUGUGUUGCAGCUAGAGCGAGAGCGUGUUGAACUGGAAAAAUUAAGGCAGUUGCGCCUACAUGAGGAGCUUGAAAGAGAUCGUAUGGAGCUUCAGCGGCACAGAGAAAAAGAACAACUAAUUGUUCAGCGUGAGAUUCAAGAGCUGCAGACAAUCAAACAGCAAGUCCUACACCAACAGCAGGCAGAGCGGGAGACACAGCUCAUUAUGCAAAGAGAACAACUGGCCCAACAGAGAAUGCAGCUUGAACAAAUUCAGUCUCUGCAGCACCAGCUUCAGCAGCAGUUGGAGGAGCAGAAAAGGCAAAAGACGGCAGCAGUGGAGGCAGCGGCUGCUACUGCAGCAGCGGAGGCAGCAGCAGCGGCAUCAGCAGUGGCGGCAGCAGCAGCAGCAGCGACAUCUGCCCAGGGUGCUAUACAAGGGGAUGGACAAGUAGUCCAAGCUGUGGUGGCUGCUCGACCUAUUCAUAGUUCUGCCUCUGAAAUGUCAUUGAGAAGCAGUGACAAACAGGCUGAUUCCAAGAUUAUGAAAAAGCAGAAUUCCAUGCCUCGGCUGAGGGAUGGCUCAGAGGAGGACGCUGUGAAGAGGAUUACAGACAGCUGUGUGCAAACAGAUGAUGAAGAUGGAGAGGACAGAUUCAUGAACAGGCGCAGGAGAACAAGGCGUAUUGCGGACUGCAGUGUGCAGACCGAUGAGGAGGACCAGGGAGAUUGGGACCAGCAGCCAGUGAGGCGCAGGCGAUCACGUGUAUCAAAGCACUCUGAGUCCAGUGGUGAGGCUAAACCAGAAGGGUCAUCUAAAGUGGCUUCUGCAAGUAUAGCUAUUCAGACCACAAAUGAUUCAUCAUGCCAAACAGAGCCUGACCAACUUAGCAGGAUUUCACCUGCUAUCCACAUUACCAUGGCAGAGACCUCAAAGGUUGAUCUAUUACAUUACAUAGCAGCCCCUGAAAGGACCCACAAAGGAGAGAGUCUGGCCUGCCAGACAGAACCAGAGUCUCAGUCUCAGGGUGUGGUCGUACCCCAGCUGAGUGUCCCUACAACUAUUAGUCCAUACUCCACAAGUCUGCAUAUAGUAGGUGCAAACACAACUGAACCAACCUCUCCUCGACUCCAAGGAGUUGCUAAGUUUGAGAGGAGAAAACCAGACCCCUUGGAAAUUGGCUAUCAACAAAAUGAGUCUCCUUCUCGCCAGCCCCCCAAAUCUCCCCAGGUGCUAUACUCCCCUGUAUCUCCAUUGUCUCCUCAUCGCAUGCUGGAGACAACAUUUGCCUCCCAGGAGAAACUUAACAAGGCCCACGUUACACCCCAGCAGAAGGCUUUUACUGCAGAAUCACCCCAGCGCCACCAGACCCUACCAAGACCCAUAAAAAGUGUGCAGCGCUCUAUGUCGGAUCCCAAGCCUCUCAGCCCCACAUCAGAUGACCCUGCCAAGAACAGGUUCUCUCCAUAUCAUCAGCAAGCUAUGUCCAACAGUCAGAUGGCCUCCCUGCAGCAGCAGCAGAACUCUCUGAUGAGGAAAAUAAAGAGGACUCUCCCCAGCCCCCCUCCAGAGGAGACUUCGCUCCCUAUUGUUACUCCAGCACAAAUGUACAGCUCUCCUGGCAUGGCCCAGAGGGUCCUACCCAGACCUGCCCAGGGAGUCACCAAGGCUGGCCUACUGAGUGAACUGAAAGCUGUGGAACAAGAGUCGUCAAAGCUCCGUAAGCAGCAGGCUGAACUGGAGGAAGAAGAGAAAGAGAUUGACGCCAAGCUGCGUUACUUGGAGCUAGGCAUCACCCAGCGUAAGGAGACCAUGGUGAAGGACAGGGAGAGGAGAGAGCUGGCUUACCUGAGAUGUAUGGGUGAUGCUCGCGACUACAUGUCUGACAGUGAGCUCAAUAAUCUCAGGCUGGUAGCUGCAACAGGAACCUUUGAUGCUAAUGGUCUGUUGACAAGGCCCAGCACUGCACCAUUGAGCCAAUUUACAAAUGAUCUUAAUGUAACCUCCCAGUAUCCCUCAACCUCAUCCUAUAUGUCUUAUCCAUACCCUCAAAGUCAACCAUCAACACAGCAGCCAGGGUCUGCUUACCAACAGAUAGGUUUCCAACCUCCUCAGUACCCUUCAUCCUCUGCACCCCAGCCGGGAACAUUCCAGCCCCAUCCCCCACCAGGCCCUGGCUACCAGAACCAGGGAACCUAUUCCAAUCGCAUGUAUGCCCAGUCCUCCUACCAGACAGACAUUGGCAUGCAGCAGCAUGGUCACCAGGGCUUCCAUCCACCUGGUCAGCCUAUGCCAAGCCAGAGCCUUCCUUACCCUAGCCCCUAUCAACCUGGUCUCUCCUAUCAGCCCCAGGCAGAGAUCCUUACAGUCCAUCAAAGACCACGGCAAACCUCUUUGGCUGACCUUGAGCAAAAACUCCCUACCAACUAUGAAGUCAUCAGCAACCCAGCAGUGUCAGUGGCCACAUCAGCUCCAGAUACCAACUUUGGCUCAGUCUACAGCAAUACGUAUGGGCAGUACCACCCCCCAGAGCCUGGGUUGACUCAUUCUGUGGAAAGCCCCACCUCUGCUUAUGCUUCAGAUGGACUCUACACUUCUAACCUGGAGCAGAAUAUUCCUAGGAACUAUGUCAUGAUUGAUGAUAUCAGUGAGUUGACAAAAGACAACACUAGCCAAGCUACUGAUGCUCUAAGCCAUCCUGUGGGAGGGCGGUAUCGCAGUGAGAAUGGCCCUGCACGUGGAAGUGCCUAUGGUAGGCCUGAAGAUGAGCCUGUGGAUGCUUAUGGCAGACCUACAGGAACAACAGGGUACCAGAGUGCAGUGGACAGUCGCACCAGCACCACAGGAAGUGGAGGCUCAUCCUAUUACUAUGAUGAUUAUAAACACCCAUCACGGAGCAGCUCCAGUAGCCACAAACUUGCACCCAAGAAUCUCGCCCCUGCAGUAGUCUCCUCUAAACGUAGUAAGCACAGGAAGCAGGGAAUGGAGCAGAAGAUUUCUAAAUUCUCCCCUAUUGAGGAAGCACGGGAUGUAGAGUCUGACCUUGCCUCUUACACAAUGACCACAUCAACAGGAGGCAGCUGUACAGUUGUGUCCAGAUCCAAGAAGCUUCAGGAUGAUGUCACCUACGGAAUGAAGAAGAAUGCAUAUGACCAGCAGAAAUAUUAUGGCACCAGUCGUGAGGGUCUUGAGGAGGAGGACCGCAUGUACAGCUCUGGUAGGUCCAGGUCUACUGGAUAUGGUAUGGACAAGAUUUCCUCCAGAGAUGCCACAGGCCACAGAAGUAAAUCCUACGAGAGGGAUGCCAUGGAGCGGUCUCAGAGAAGCAGCCGCAGUGGAAGGCCUCCCAUGCGCAGCCAGAAUUCAGAAGAGGAGAGUCCACUCAGUCCUGUUGGGAAGCCUGUAGGCAUGGGAAGAAGCUCUGGCAUACCAGACGCCCAUGAUGCGAGGAAUCAGUAUGGCUCCAGCCAUUCAUUGCCAGAUGUGCAGGACCAUCACAAGAAGGACCUGCCCAGAAGUCAUGUAUAUAAACCAGAUGACCCUUACCUUGUAGAUGACAUGCACUGUGCUGUGUCUGACAGUGAAGCCUAUCAUUUGGGCCAAGAGGAGACUGAUUGGUUUGAGAAGCCACGGGAGGCUCGAUCUGAUCGCUCAAGACAUCAUGGAGGUGGAGGUCACUCAUCCACAGGCAGGCGUAGUAAACAGACCUACCAUGAUUAUGACGAACCUCCAGAGGAAUACUGCCCCCAGGAUGAGUACAACCAACCGCGCCACUCCUCCACAGCAACACGGGAUCACCGUCACCAUGGCAGCAGCUCUGGCAGACACAGCUCUUCUCGCCACACCUCAGAGGAUCCCAGAUCGUCCCGUUCCUCCAGGACACACCCCAAAGACCCAUCUGUCCGUUCUGAUGGCAGAGGCUCCUCGUCUACACAAAGAAGGGGUGGUCUAGACUCCCGUUCUACCCAGGGAAGCCCCCGGAACUCAGGCGACUUCUCUCGAGACUCAGCCUCAGGUCAUCACCAAGGCACUGGGGGACGGAGCCAGAGACCCCAAGGACCCACAACGUCCAGAAGGCAGGAGCCCUCUGCAGCAGGGUGUAAACCACAGCAGCAGCAGCUCUCUCAGGGCCAUGCUGGGCACCAGCCCUCUCAGGGCCAUGAUGGGCAGCAGCCCUCUCAGGGCCAUGCUGGCCAGCAGCCCUCUCAGGGCCAUGCUGGGCAGCAGCCCUCUCAGGGCCAUGCUGGGCAGCAGCCCUCUCAGGGCCAUGCUGGGCAGCAGCCCUCUCAGGGCCAUGCUGGCCAGCAUCCCUCUCAGGGCCAUGCUGGGCAGCAGCGGUCAGGUGGUCAGGGCCAGUCUGGUAGACAUUCAGGCUCUGAACCACUUGAUGGUAACCAGCAGGCCCAGCAGCAACAGCAACAGCAGCAGCAACCAUCCCUGCAGCACAGCCAGACCCCUCAGAGCAGCCAGCCAACAACAACCACUGUAGGAGCUGGACCAGCACAGCAGCAGCCCAAAUCUGGCCAAGCCCCACCACAGGGACGCCAACCAGGAGUAGGGUCUGCAGCAGGGCAGCCAGCCCUCACAGCGACAAAAAUGGAUGCUACACCUGCAGCAGCAGCAACAACAGGAAUUAAACCUACAACAGGAGCCACAACAACACCUCAGCCUACCAAAAUAGCUACACCUCCUCUUACAGGCAUUGGCUCCAAGGCCCCCCCUGUUGGGAUCGGUAGCAAACCUGUAGGUAUAGGCAGCGCCGCACCAGGACAGGCACCUGCUGAAGGGGAUAAUGUUCUCACUAAAAUCCUGCAAGGAGGGGCAGCAGAGCAGGCGGGAAAACUGGGAGAUGGUACAGCCAUGAAUAAAUAA